AUGACUUUUCAAACGUAGUAAAUCCUUUGCCACUAGUUGGUUGGUCUGUCUACCCUGUCGUUUGCCAUUACGGUUAGGUUACUGUUACAAGCUCUCAAAUACUCUCUCUAACCCUUUAUCCGAUUUUACUUUCUCUUCAAUGGCAACGAGCGAAAAAUCUGAAAUCAAUACGAAAACCCUAAUCGCAACUCGAAAGAACACAAUCUCCACAGUAAGAGCAGCCCCCGACGACUUCGGGCGAGCCACGGCGAAGCUUGCGGUGGCUCAGCUAUGUGAAGCCACAGGGUUUCACGCCGUCAAAGAUUCAGCCCUCGAAUCUUUCUCCGACAUCGUAAUCCGUUACCUCCUCGACUUCGGCAAAACGGCGAAAUUCCACGCCAACCUCGCCGGUAGAUCACAGUGCAGCGUAUUCGAUUUGAUUCGAGCAUGGGAAGAUUUAGAAGCGCCUCGAGGGUUUUCAAAUGGUGUGAAGGAGAUUAUGAGUUACGCUGAAUCUAUGCCGGAGACUUCGUUUGCUCAACCGAUUCCGCAUUUUCCGGUGACCCGUGAACGGAGGAACAUUCCGAGUUUUUUACAAAUGGGUGAAACUCCACCGUCGAAGCAUAUACCGCCAUGGUUACCGGCAUUACCUGAUCCUCAUACUUACAUUCAUACACCUGUUUGGGAUGAGAGAGUCUCUGAUCCCCGUGAGGAUAAGGUUGAACAGGCUAGACAGCGUAGAAAGGCUGAGAGGUCAUUGUUGAAUUUGCAGAAGCGAUUGUUGCUUUGUAACAGCAACCGUAACCGUAAUGGAUCCACAGAAACAGUAGCAGCAGCAACAAGCGUUCCAGUUCCUGUUCCUGAUGAAGAUGUAGAUAUUGCUCCAGUUCCGGUUGUUUUGGCGUCGAAGUUACCACUUGUUGAUGGAGACCGAGUCUCGGUGAUGGAGGCUUUUGCUCCAGCAAUCGAGAUGCUAGGUGGUGGUGGUGUUUUGUGUGAUGAUGGGAUUGAUGGAGAUAAGACAGUUAUUCCUGCUGCUACUGCAAGGCCUACUGUGCAUUUCAAGUUUAGAACUGGGAAGAAGUUCAUUGGGGAGUCUUUUGGUGAUAGAAAUAAGAAGAAGGAGGCCUUGCACGCGAUAUCUUUGGUUGGUAGAGAAGAUGAAAGAGAUGAUAAGAAAAGGAGAGCCGAGUAUAUUCUCAGACAAUCUAUGGAAAACCCACAGGAGCUGACUCUCUUAUAGGUUCAAAGUCUAGUCAAGGGCUUGCCGAUUUUCUGGUCCCGCCAGCACUCCAAUGACCAGCUCAGUUCUACGGUCAGCUAAAGGUUUGGAUCAGAAAGAAAGAAGGGAAGUUUGACUAAGCUGAAAGUGUUUUAGUUCCAGUUUGCAUAAAUGGAGCCUCCCCAGAUAAGCACCUUUCAAAAAGUGUUCAAUAAAAAUUUAAAAAGUCUGACAAUAGUCAGGACAAAUACAAGUACUAGAAAGACAUCUAUUUGUCUAGCUAUGCAUUGAAGCACCUUGCUGGGAUUGAGUAUGAUCCAAUCUGAUAGGUUAAAAGAAGCAAUGAAGCUUGUCGAGUUAAUGUUUAUCAAUAUCGUAAGGGUGAAUUGAUCACAAUUGUGGAAGAACGUCUUUACUUCUUCCUAAUGGUUUAGGUGAACAUCUUAAUGUAGUUCAAGGUCGGUAACAAACUAAAGAGCAAAUACUUCAGUGCCCCAAACACAGCGAAUUCACCUUAGUGGAGUCAUAAUGAAUACUCUUAUGGGAAAUUGUUUACUCUGAAAUUGCUUCCCGAGAAGACUGUGGAGAAGCAUGGUAUUGACAAUGAUCAGGAAUGCUUUUCCUUUUUAUCUAUGUAGAACAUAGCUACUGUUAAUGGACAUAUGGACAAACUGACGGGGAGUUCGAUUACUCCCCUGAGUUGACUUGUCUCUUGGAUUAUUACUAACAGAUCCAUGUAUGGAAUACAAACUCUCACUGGAGUAAGUUUUAAGCCUACAAAACCUCUCAAACUGCUUCUGAGCUUGAGAACAUUAAGCAUUCUGAAUUUUUGGCUGCUUCUGAAGAGCCAAACCAAACAACCAAAUAACCAGGCCUUAUCCCACUAAGUAGGGUUGGCUGCUGCUGCUGAAGAGCAUCAUAAGAAAAUCAAAGUGCUGAGUGCAGGUGACGAGCAAGAAGAUUGCAAUGUGUCUUCACCUGAAGAAGACCUUAUCAUUCAGAAUGUGCUGCUUCUGCUGAGAGUUGUGAUACUGACAAAGCAAAUGAAAAUUCAGGUCCUUCUGAAAUACCACUCGAUAUUUCUUGGAUGGAUACAUGUAUAGAUUUUGCAACAAAAACUCUCUGAAAGGUGUCCCAUUCCCAUUAGACUGUGAUCCAGAUUCUAAUAACUUUCUUCAGUAAAAACAGAUCAUUGAAUACUCAAGGACUUUGUGAGAUGGCAUUGCAAUUGCCAGUUUAGAUAACUUUGCUAUUUUUACUACAAUUGCAGCCAAUACUUUUUGUGAAUCUCGCAUUACCACAGCAAAAGUUUUGGCAUAGGUUAUUACCAAAAAUAACAUGUUGGCAUAGGCGUUUCUUCUUGGCCAAACUUCUGCCAUGUGUUGAAGAUAAUGUGAAGGAGUGUCUUCCAGAGAUUGUUUGUCCACUUUGCAAUACUGUACCAUAGAAAAGAGCUUCCUCAAAACUAAAACCUUCUUCAUUUUUUUGUUAUUCCUUUGCUCUCUCUUGUGUGUACAUGGCAUGUUCGUAUAUGCGGCACAUUAUAUAACUACUCAUUUUUCCUUAUCCUAUGGUGUAUUCCUAAUAUUGUUCUUUGAAGCCACCCUAAAUUCACCAGACGAAGUCACACUUGUGACUUCUGAUGGGUUGAGUGAAACUUUGAAAUCUUGUGCUAGUUAGAUCCAACAAAGAAUGAUAACCAAGCAAGAUCUAACAAGACAAGCGAGAUCGAAGAACAAUAAAAACAGCAGUGGGUUGAAAAGCACCUGAGCAAAUUGUCGGCUGAGGUGGCAUAUACAAUGGAGGGCAGUGGUUUGCCAACACCCUUCAGUAGCUGUCAAACUUUUAGUCUUCUGCGCAAAUACUUGUACAACAUUAGUAUUAAGUAAUGUACUAAGUAUUCACAAAUGUCAUGGAUAUUUUGAAAGUAACCCAGUUUUCUCUGAUCAGAAUAUUGUACUAUUUAUUUGGUGUUUUAUGUUUGCAAGUUUACUGUUUACUGUGUUUCACAAAUUGAAUUUUUUUCAAACUCUUAUGCAUGUAUGCUAAUAGUUUUGCCGUUGAUUUCGCUUGCAUUAUUUAUCUCUAUGGUGUUU
Molecule: messenger RNA, 3297 nt
Organism: Vicia villosa (hairy vetch)
Lineage: Eukaryota; Viridiplantae; Streptophyta; Magnoliopsida; Fabales; Fabaceae
Product: transcription initiation factor TFIID subunit 8-like
Exons: 2
Coding region: 140-1222 (360 amino acids)
Cellular component (GO): transcription factor TFIID complex
Molecular function (GO): protein heterodimerization activity
Source: RefSeq, a predicted model, not a curated record